Molecule: messenger RNA, 9163 nt
Organism: Anopheles stephensi (Asian malaria mosquito)
Lineage: Eukaryota; Metazoa; Arthropoda; Insecta; Diptera; Culicidae
Gene: Spn
Product: neurabin-1
Exons: 15
Coding region: 1756-7893 (2045 amino acids)
Biological process (GO): neuron projection development; calcium-mediated signaling; actin filament organization
Cellular component (GO): dendrite; cytoplasm; actin cytoskeleton
Molecular function (GO): actin filament binding
Source: RefSeq, a predicted model, not a curated record
GCUGUUCGUUGUACGUACGCCUUGCAGUUACCAGUUCUAGCUCGAAUGUGUCAAAUCUGUUGUGUGUGUAAAAAAAACAGCAUCCAGUGAAGGGAAAAGCCCGUAUUUUGGGGACUUAGUGUCUCUCGGUGUCCCUUUUUCCAGCACGACCGCAGACACCUAGUGAGACGCCGCAGAUAUGGCUCAUUCUCAUCCCGGAGUCUGACAGGGGAUUUCCCUCUCCAGGAUACACAUAUUUUCCAUCUUCUGCUGGUGCUGCUGCCGGAAUUGGGUGCGGAAUUGCCGGGAGCAUACAAAAGGGUUGGAGGCAUUUUUGCGCAAGUACACCGCCUCUUCUCCGCAUCCUCCCGCAUGGUGUGCGUGUGUGCGUGUGUGCGCGUGGUCGCGUUUAUGCUGAGCAAGAGGAAGAAAACAAGCAUUGAAUGUUUGCAGCGCGAAGUGUGUGUGCGUGCGGCUUUUGUUUACACGGUAUUUCGCCGCCGGGACAACGGCCGCGCUAAGGAAUAUUAUGCUAACAGCGCGUACAGCGAGACGCGUUGAGUGAGAGAGCGCGCGUGAGAGCGAGCAGCCUGUCUCUCUCUCUUGUCAAAAUAGCGAUCAGAUCAGGAACAAGCGAACGGUACAGGAACAGCACACACUCGCACUGUUUACCUCACGGUGUGCAGGACUGCUCGGAUGUUCUGGCACAUCACAUCAGCAGAUCUUCCACUGUAUGCAAUUGCAAUCGCAAAAAGGUGGACACUCGAUACACACAAGACAUUCCCCUUUGGGAAGAAGUGCAUUAAAGAUACGCGUCAUCCCACUUCCGGGGACGUGUGCUGAUAAGUGAAACCAGCUCUCAAGUGCUGAGGCGGCCGCGCGUUGUUCAAGUGGAAGGAAAAACGCAUUCGAACCGUUUGUUGGAGAUAUGGUGCAGCCGUGAACGUGUGUUUGUUCCCCGGUCGUUUUCGAAAGGGUGUGUGUGUACGUGUCUGUGUAAUUGAACGCACCCGUGCGCAUACGAUCUGAUACGAAGAAUUGUGUGUAUGUGUGCCUCUCGGGGGUGUGUUUGUAGUGUGUUUAGUUGUGUGUUUGUGCGACGAGUGUUAAAGGGUAGCGGGAGCUGUUGAAGUUCUGGUAAAGCAAACGAAAAGGAUGAUAAAGUGCAAGAAGGUGGCUGAAAGUAGAAGUAGAACGUGUGGGUCGGCGUGAGAUUUGAAAAGCGUCUUACGUGGUUAAUUUAAAGUGUGUAAAACCUUAGUGUGAAAGUCCUGUCCUGUGAAGCGAGAAAAAGCAGAAGCGACCAACCAAUGCCAGAAAGUAACCCAUGAAAACUGUGCUGCAGGAUUAGUGUGACAAACCCAUCUCCAUGGCCUACUGAUUAUUAGAAAGUGAGAAGAAACACAUCAAUAGUGGAGAGCUCAACUCGAAGCCAUAUUCCAGUCGAGCAAGAUUUGACAAGAACGUCACAUCAGUAAAGAUGUAAACACAGUACUCCAAGGCUGAUGUAACUGUCACUUUCGUCUGCUUGAAAAAUGGAUCGUAAAUUUAAAAUCCACUAACGAAGGCACAAACAAAAAAGUUUGAUAGAGAACACGGCUACACAAGAUGGUGGAACAUUAUCUUUCGUAAACAGUAUCAAACCUUGAAUGGAGAACCACAAGUAAAGUGAAGUGCAGAAUCUAACAUACUACACCGGAGAACAUCAACAAAAGGAGAAGAGCUGCUGUCUCUGCUGAUUUAUUUCUUUUGAGAAUCGUUACGGAAGCAUUCAACAUGGAGAAAUCUACGGCCACCGCUCAUCCGGCAUCGGCCGCCGGACCUAAGGUGUCCCAGAUAGCGAAUCUGUUCCAGCGAAAACCCGUAGAACAGCUAGCACAGGAUAACAUACCGACAAGGGGAGACCGUCCUACCACUGACAGUAGUACCGCUGCAACUCACUCGCCAACAGCAACGGUCGUGAGGACCGAAUCACACGCCGCCCGUUUCAAUAACGCUCGCGCCCUGUUCGAAAAGCUGGGCGAGGGGCGCGUUAAUCGUCCACCGCCGUUCAGUAUUAAGAUGUCACAUUCCAGCAGCAAGGAGGACAAUCUGUCCGAUAUCGGUUCCGGACCGGACCGAUCACCGUCGCCAAAGAGAAAGCAACUGCAGCAGCAACCGCCGUCAGCGAUCAGCAACGGCAUCGGUAAACUUGACUCCAAUCGCAUCCUCAACCAGUCGCGGCUCAAGUCGGAGAAGCCAGAAAAACCGGAGAAACCCGAACGGAAGUUCAAUUCCCGUGAGCUAAUCGAAAAGCAAAAGAACUGGACGUCACACUUCUCGAAGACGCGCACCACGAAGGGUAGCGGUGCGAGUGAAUUCAAUCGGUGCGAUAUCAUCCGGACAGUACCCGGCACGGGUAUCAUCGCCGGAGCCGGUUCAAACACCACGACUGCGACACCCUCGGUUGGUUCCGGGCCGACCACCAAUGGAAACUAUUCAGCCAUUCCAAAUGGAAGCUCAAAGGAGCAGCUUCCAUUCGCUGCGGAACGGAACGGUCCAGCGGUGAACCAUGGGCAUGCGCCGCUUAUUAGCAGCCACCAUCGGCUACCGUCCCCUAGUGAACCUCCGCCAAGCCCACCAAAGCGGCAGACACCUCCGCCGCCACCACCGGAGAAGGGUCCACGGACGGCGAACCUAAGACAAAACUCAUUCCCGAGCCCAACAAAGACACCGCCAGCGGUUCCACCGCAUGCCACCGAUCCAAGCUCGCUCAGCCCAACGAAGCUGAGCCCGGAGAAGCUAAAACCUCCACCGAGACAGGCAGAACCACCGCCAGCUAGCACGGCAACACCUCACGCAAAUUUACCCCCGGUGGCUCCUGUGCGAAGUAGCACCACGGUACUGACCACGGUAAAUCACCACCAGCAGCAACAACAGCAACAGCAGCUAGUUAGUGGUGCAAGCAUCGAACAACAGGUGCCACCACCUCCGCCGGAAAAGACGAUCCGUAAGAAAUCGCUCGAGGGUAACCUGGACGAGCGGCAACCGCCGGCGGGCAAUGGAGGUAACGCGGCAAGCUUCAAGUAUCCCGAGCUCGGCGCCCUUGCCCGGCGGCAAUCGUCCGAGAAGGAUACCGGCUCGGGUGGACUUACAUCGCCCGCGCAUGCCAUCAGUUCUUCGCCCAGCCCGGGUGCGAGUGCAUCGUCGGGUCCUUCGUCGCCGAUUCACACCGAGGACGAGAAGCAGGAGAAUGAAUCGACGGAAAAGCUAAUGAAGGUGGGCAGCAGCGAGCGGGAAGAUUCGCGUGCCGAAGACACACCACCGGCGAACGAGAUGAAGACGGUAGAGGAACUAAAUGGAAAAUCCUCACGAACAGACGAUGAACAUUCCGGUGAACCACAGCAGCAGCAGCAGCAGCAGCAGCAACAUGGCGGCGUUACACGCCGCACGAAAGUGUCAAGCAUUUGUUUUGACGUGCCGGCCGCCGGGCUUGGCAACCGUCCACCGAGCAUCAUCAGCAGCUCCACCACCACGGACGAAGGUGGCUUCAAUGAACCGUCGCCAGAAAUCAAAGCCAAGCUUAAGCCAGCGUACGAGUUUGAUCUCCCGUUGCCGGCGUCCCCGCCACGGAAGCUUCCGAUCGGCGAGGAUCGUUCGCCGGUCGGUAGCCCAGCCGAGGCCAAACUGACGUACGCCGAUCUGGGCUAUCGGGUGCGUCCGGACGGUACGGAGUGUGAUGAAAUCUAUGGCGAGGUGGACGUGUAUCGAAGUGCCAACACGAGCAGCAGUAUUAACGGAAAGCAGCAACCGGGCGGCGUUCCCCUUAACACGGCCGCCCUUAAUCGAUCUCAACCUUCCGGAGCGAGCGGUAGCAGCGUGCCGAAUGGGCAGGGCAGUGCGCAGCUAGCGGAACCUCAAGUUGCCGGUGUCCCGCCGGCCAUCAUUAACGGUCGUUCUGCAGCGACCGAUCGCGUACUUUACGCUUCUAUUCUGCCGUCCUCGCUCGGUGACAAUAGCUCCACCACUACAACGGCCACUGACAGCGAGCUGGCUUUUAUGGAUGGUGAACGAGACGAGGCCAAGAUACUGGACUUUGACGAGCUAAGUGAGAUGGGCGAGAAGGGUUACCACAGUGCGCAGAUACUGCUCGAUCCGACACGAAUUACGCUGAGUGAGCUGGAGGAUGAUUAUAGCACGAAAACGUUGCCCGAUCCACCAUCGCUUGCAUCGAUGCGGCCACCACCGAUUCCGGAGGGACCUCCGUUGGAUCUGCAGGACAGUUUAAAGUUUGCGGAUGCAAGCGAUAACGAGCAGGACAGCCUGCUGCCCGAUGAGAUGACGGCGGAUGAAGCGGAGCGACUGCUGAGCUCCAGAAUAUUGGAGAACAAGAUCAGACAACGACCGUUACUCUCGGAUGAACAGGCACGAGAAGUGGAGCAAAUUCUCCUCAACAAUCAAGCCAAAGCGGAAACGGAUGAGCCACCGUUGCCACGGGUAGUGGCAAGUCCUCGCCAACAGGCACCGUCCGUUCCGGAGCGUGAGCCAGUUCCAGUACAAGCCGCCAAACCCGUACAGCAGACACAGCUUCCACCAGUGCCGCUGCCACCGCAACCCAAACAAGCUCCCCCAACCACCACUGCCACCUCAGACGAGCCGGACUGGCUAAAGGACGUGCUCGAGGCGCCGAAGAAUGCAACCUCCUCCACGUCCACGGUGGGCUCUUCCAUGCGUGAUAAGCCACCGCCACCACCUCCUCCAACCAGCGCGAGCCGAAACAAUUCCACCACUAGUCAGCAGGAAGAUGCGAGCAUCGGCAAUAAUACGACCGACUUGCUGAACCAAACCAUCCUUGAUUCCUCGUCGAUUCUGGCCGAUUCGUACGUCGAUACGGGUGACUCGAUACCGAGCGUUACAACCACCACCUCGGACAGUAUCAAUCUGAGCAAGCAGGAAGAAUCGGCAGGCGAAACGGGUGCUUUAGAGGACGAGGGUGAGGCUACCCAGGAGGAUGAGGCUCAAGAAAGGGAGAUGGUCAGUGGGCGGCAAGCUGCGGUACACCGGCAGCAUGUCGGUGAGAGUAUCAGUGAGGCGGACGUUUCCGCCGACGACGAGUCGAACCAUUCGGCCGGGUUCUACAUUCCCGAGUAUCCGCCGAUACGCUGCAAGGAGGUGUACGUCAAUCCGGACGGGGUGCACUUCUUCGAGGACGGUAACUUCUGGAUGGAGGUACCGGGACUGAUAGAGGCGGAACGCGAGCUGGACGAUGACGAUUUGCGCGGGUACGUGAAGAAGAACACGAAGGUGAAGUUUAGCAGCAAUCCGAUGCAGGUGUUCUCGACCUUCUCGGUGAACGAUUACGACCGGCGAAACGAGGAUGUGGAUCCGGUGGCAGCUUCGGCGGAGUAUGAGCUGGAGAAGCGGGUCGAGAAGAUGGACGUCUUCCCGGUGGAACUGAUGAAGGGACCGGAGGGUUUGGGAUUGAGCAUAAUAGGAAUGGGUGUCGGAGCAGAUGCUGGACUGGAGAAGUUGGGCAUCUUCGUCAAAACCAUUACGGAUAAUGGUGCCGCGGCACGUGAUGGAAGAAUACAGGUGAACGAUCAAAUCAUUGAAGUCGAUGGCAAAAGUCUAGUCGGUGUUACGCAGGCGUACGCUGCGUCCGUGCUGCGCAACACCUCCGGUCUGGUACGGUUCCAGAUCGGGCGCGAGCGAGAUCCGGAAAAUUCGGAAGUCGCGCAACUCAUCCGCCAAAGCUUGCAAGCGGACCGUGAGAAGGAGGAACGCGUUAAGCGCCAGCUGGAGGAUUACAUUCGUCGAAAUGCGGAAAUCUCCGAAGACAGUACGCUGCCGGUGUCGGCCAAUUCGAGCGUUUCGGAAGGCCCGGUCAGUCCGACGACGAAUGCGGCCGAAUCACUGUUCGAGACGGAAGCUGCCAGAAGCAGUGACGUGGAGUCGUUACGACGAAUCCUGCAGGAGAACCUUAAAACCAUUGCACUGCAUGAGGGCGACAUUCUGAACCUGAAGCAACAGCUCAUUAAAUACCAGCAGACCUGCAACGAGGCAGAGCUGCUGAAUGAGCGCGUAAAGCAAACGGAACGCGAGCUGGCGAACAUUAAGAAGGAGGCCAACAACUAUCAGAACAUGCUGCAGCAGUCCCAGGCACAGUAUUUGGUGCUGGAAAAGAAGUACAGCCGGGUGAAGAAGAUACUGCGCGAUUAUCAGCAUCGGGAACGGGAUAUGAUCCAAUUCCAAGAGUAUUACCUGCAGCACCUGCAGGAGAAAGACACCGAGUACAAUGCACUGGUAAAGAAGCUCAAGGAUCGUGUCAUCAGUCUCGAGCAGGAGCUGCAGGAAACGCAACGAAAAGCCGGCUUCCCGGUGAUACUGCCGUACGAUAGUGCGAGCCUGAAGCUGACGCCUCAGAUGUCGCGCCGUCAGCCACCCAAACCCGUCUUCCAGAAGCUGGAAACGGAUCUGUCCGACACCGAGUUCAGUGAUCUUUCGCCCGACGGUGAGGGCGAGGACGGUAAAACGGCCACGGUCGAGCGUAAGGUGCCUCCGUCGACGAAGGACGAUGAUCUAGACGUUGCCGUGCCGCAGCACGAACUGUUGGACAAUUCGCUGAACAAGGGGAAAAGUGAUCUAGUGGCGCGAGGUGGACUGGCGAAGCGUAAUCUUCCCGGCAAACGAAGUCACAGCAACAGUGGAUCGGAUUGUGCGUUGGAUGAGAGCGACGAGGAGGGUCACAUGACGCGAAGCACAACCGGCGGUACGGAAGGUUCGCACGAGUACAGUGGACUGUACAGUACGCCGCAGAUUGUGAAUCGUAAGGUGGCCACGCUCAAGGGAGAAGACUCCGGUCCGCCAGUGUACGCUCAGGUAAACAAGGAGCGAAGUUCUGGUGGAGCAGGACAUCCAGACCAGCAGCAACACACAACGAUUCCGAACAUUUAUCGGGCCGCUGUUGGGUCGGACAAUGGGAAGCUGAACUCGAGCUACGGCUCCGAUCUGAACGCUUCAUCGUACGACAGUGAUCUCGGUUCGUCGACGGAUAAGCUGAAGGAUAGUGGACUGUCGAGCGAUAGCUGGAUGUACCCGAGCAGACGGCCGAAAGGGUUGAAGGGUAUUACGCCACCGCUGCUAGCGGAGCAGCUGAAGGAACGGCUGGCGGAGCGAGAAGGUCGUCGCGGAUCCGGCGGUGGUUUGAUCGAUGAUGGAUCGUCGCGAGACUCGAGCGACGAUUACUCCGAGAUCAAUCAACAGCAAAGGCACAUCAGCCCGGCAGCUUCGUUGUCGCAAAAUUUGCUGGUGGAAAUCAAGAAAGCGGUCCACGAAGCACAACCGAAAGUGAAAAACAUACUUCCACAAAAUUUAUCUCCUCCAGGCGGUAACGGUCCAUGGCAGCAGCAGCAGCAACAGUCACAGCAGCAGCAGCAGCAGCAGGGUCAGUCUACUAGCGGUGGGCCGGCGGCAGGAUCACAGGGACCUCCUUCACCGUCAAGCGUAUCGAGCGGAUCGACGUCACCGGGCGCCUACUCACCGAGCCGUACGCUCGAUCUGUCCGGUUCUACGUCCAGCUUCUCGAGCGAUCGUAUCCGCGAUACCCAUCAGUGGAAAAAUGGUCCCGUCGAAGAGUGGUCUAACGAGCAGGUGUGCCAAUGGUUGCUCGGCAUCGGUCUCGACCAUCAUAUACCGGCCUUUAUGCAGCACUCGGUCGAGGGUGGCGCACUGCUGCAGCUUGACAAGCCCGACUUUAAAAUUUUGAACGUGGGCGGCGAUGACAAGAAGCUGCUGAAGCGCAACAUCAAGGAACUGCGACGAUUAAACGAAAAGGAACGGAAACAGAACGAAAAGGAGCGACGCGAGCGGGAAAAGCUGUUCAAAAAGGCGGAAAAGAAAGCGGAAAAGGAGCAGAAGAAGCGAUACCAGAAGUAAGGUGAACCACACCCUUCCCGGGGAAGAGAGAGAGAGAGUAAGAACACGAGUGAUUGUUUCUUCGGAAGACUUGCAUUUAGAAGGGUACUCGUCUGGGGCGUUAGUGUAAUUGAGGUGAGGCGGAGCCAUUUGUGCUUGGCAAAAUGACGCUAGGCAGGGAAGUGGAUUUUGGAAUAAGUUUUAAGACUCACACACACACGCACGACUCGAUCCGGGUGGGAUUAUCGUCCGUUUUUCGCGGUACCACCCCACACACACAAAAUAGUGUAUUUAGUUAAUUGUACAAGUUACUGUGUUUAUUUUUCUGUGAAUAUUAUCUAAAAGUAAGGUAUUGCUUUACCUUUUUGUGUCACACGAUAAACGCAAUCGGGCCGUUACUUUUUUCAGUUAGGUUUUUCAUGUGUUUCUUUUUUGUUUCUUUGUGUUUUGCCCUCUUUUUGCUGUGUUAAAGACGUGUGCAGUGUUUUCUUAUUUAAGCAUUCGUUUUAAUUAUAAUUACGUAUGAUAGGUUGGCGUUUUUUUUUUGCGUGUGUGUUUGAGUGUGUUUUCUAUAAUUUAUUUAUUUAAAAUUGAUAAUUUUGCAUGUUAAAUGCGAUUGUUCCUCGGCGCGUUACUGAGAGAGCAAAGAGAAGAGAGAUAGAAAGAGCGAAAGAGUAAACCACAUUCUGUGCAAAGACUCAAAGCAUGCUAAGCUAAGCAACGGUUCUAGAACAAAAAAAAACACUAAAAAUUAAUCACAACGGUAGCUAUGAUCAAAAGUAUCUUUAAAGUAAAGCAAUUUGCCAGGCCAACUCUUUCUGGCUGCUCCGGGAAGGCCGAAUGGUCGCAUGUUUGUCGUGUUAAAUGGAAGCCAUUUUGUAUUGGUGAGCUGUUAGUAAUCCGGAUCCAUACAACAACAAGAGUGAGUGAACUAUUCAGCGAUAAAACAGGCAACAAUGGCGGUAUCUCAAGCAGGUAAACGAUAGUGCAACAAUUGUGACGAACGCGAGAGGGUGUGUGUGUGAUGUAAUCAUUAUUGAUAGAACAGAAACUCCAAAACCGACAAACACGCGACUUGCGUGCAUGGUGAGUGAGUGUGUGUGCGUGUGUCAUAAGAAUUAAUCCCAUAAAAUAUGGUGGACACCGUUGUAUUGUGCAGCACCGAUUUAAACCAAAACUCCUCCCCGUCAGGCACUCUACCACCACCACCACCAACUCCCUCUUUACUACCCUCCAGGUGCAACAAAAAUGCACUUACACAUCGUUGUAGUGAAUUAGAAUAGGUGGAAAU